This is a messenger RNA of Plasmodium cynomolgi strain B, 2040 nucleotides long. Its product is annotated as CYIR protein. The record is from RefSeq and is a predicted model, not a curated record. Lineage: Eukaryota; Apicomplexa; Aconoidasida; Haemosporida; Plasmodiidae. The annotation marks the transcript as partial. The transcript is spliced from 4 exons.
AAAAAUGGAAAGAUAAAUUUGAUAAAUUUACAUUAGAUGAUGCAAAUAUUAUUCAGAAGUGUGAUCAUUUAGUCUUAUGGAUAUAUAACAAAAUAAUUGGUUGUGGUUCAGAUAAUUAUUGUAUUAGUUGGUAUUAUGGCUUACUGGAAAAGUUUUGGUUUGAAUCUGUGUGCUGCAACCAAGAAGUUAAGGAUAAAGAUAAAAAAAUAUGCAAAAAUAAAAUAAAAAAAAAAUUUAAUUUUGGAUGUAUUAAAGAAAAAAGAGAUUCAUAUGAUUUUUUUGAAUAUUAUGAACAUGUAAAUGAUAUAUUAUCUCCGGGUGAUCAAAUUAAAGGGAAAUAUUGUGAAUAUAUUAAGUAUAUUUUAAAAUUAUAUCAUGAAUACGAAAAAGAAUUGGGUCUUUACAAAAAAACUAUUGAUAAGGAUAAUACGUUAUCUCUUUUAAAGGAAAACUGUAAUAUUGAUGAUUCUUCCAUAAAAGCCCCACAAAGCUUUGACAACUUAAACUCAUUACGAGGAAACCAUGAAAAAAAAUUGACGAAACAUGCUGUACCACCUUCUUAUGGAAAAUAUAAUCAAACAAUAAAAAAUGAAUAUAAAAUUAUAAUUAAAGAAUUACCAUCUUUUAAAAUAUAUGAUGUAUUAAGCAAAGAUGCUUCUGGUAGUGAAUAUGAAUGUAACAAUUUUGGUAAUUUAAAGGAUGAUAAGGAUCAGAUAAAAGAUAUUUGUAAAAAAAUGAAAAGGAAUAUAAAAACUUUACAAAUAAAUUCAGAAAUGAAUAGCUUAAGUCAUAGGGAUCGUUGUACAUAUUUAAAUUUUUGGAUAUAUGGCGAAAUAAAAAAUAUUGAAUUUAAUAAGGAUUUAAUUAAAGAUGAUUUUAAUAAAAAUUAUAAAUUAAAUAAUCAAACUUAUAGUACACCCGAGUCUGUUAAAUAUAAUCCAUGUUUUUUUAAUUAUGAUUGCACAUUUUCUGAAUGUAGAGAAAUGAAACAUCUAUUUGAAUAUUUUAAAAAUUAUAAUGAAAUUAUAAAAAAAAUUGAUUGUAAUGAAAGGCAGCAAGAUAAAUAUUAUAAUUACCUUAAAUAUAUGAGUUAUAUAUACAAUAAGCACAAAUAUGAGGAAGAAUGCUGUUCCUGGGGUGCGACUCUGUGUUCAGAUUAUUUUUUGGAAUGUGACGAAUAUUACGACCCACGUAAACUCAUAUCUGCAAUAGAAUCGCAUGACCAAGAAGAAUGUAAAAAAAUAAAAAAUUCACCUAUAGCUAAUAAAUCUGAAGAAACAUAUAAUAUUAAUCCCAAAGAAGAAAAUAACAUGUUUAUAAAAUAUUUUACAUGUUCAUAUGUUACUGAUUCUAUUCUUAAAGAGAAACGCUUAAGUUGCCAGCAACCAAAUUUCAGCGCACACUUAAACGACAAAUUAUCUGCUAGAAGAAAUGUAAUUAAACGACAAAAUAAUACGUCAGGAUUAGAUGGUAAAAAAAUAACCAUCAAUGGAAAAACAAUAAAUGUUCUUUUAAUAUCUGACCCAGACGCAAAAAUAACAGGAGAAGAUAGUGCAGGAAAUUCUAAGCCUGAUUAUCUGUACACGCUAUUUCCAGAAAUCAUGGGUACUGCACGUAAAUCUUAUGUCAAAGAAGCAGCAGAAGCUUGUAAAAACGGGGAAAUAAAGGAAGAAAUGAAAGAAUACUGUAGAAAGUCAGAAAGAUAUAAGAAAAUAAUAAAUUUAUCAAAUUCCCAACCUAAAAAAGUAACACUAGAAAAGGAUAUAGAAAAUUGGGAGGAUAUUGUUAUACCUACUGAUCCACUUUUCAUAAAUGAAUUAUUACAAAAUUCAGAACAAAAUAACAAAAUAAUAAAUUCACUAAAUUCCCAAUCUGCAAAACCAACAGAAGUACGUGAUAUAGAAAAUUUGGAGGAUAAUGUUAUACCUGCUGAUACAUCGUUCCCAAAUGACAUAUUACAAAAACUUCCUUUUCGUAUUGGCGUCGUGUGUCUUGCAACAUUGGGUACAAUAAUCGUGUUUUUCAUGUAUUAUAAGGUAU